UCUCUCCCACUUCAAUCCAUCUCUUCUUCUUUUGACUUCUCACAAUUGAGUAUGUAUUGACAAACACCCCUUCCAUCAUCUUCAAUCAUACAUACAUACAUCACAAUAUCACAUACAAUACAAUACAAUAUAUAAUAUAUACAUCAUCCACCCACCCUGUUCCUAAUUUCCAUUUUCAUUAAUCCAACCUAAACACACACACACACUGAGAGAGAAUUUUGAUGGGCUAUCUUUCUUGUAAAGCUGAAUCAUCUAUACAAAUCCAAACCCCAUCAAAAAAGACUCUAAAAAGCACCAACUUUCUUACUCAAAAUGAAAUCUUGGAGACACCCAUCAACAAAAAAAUCCAAUAUUUUGAUUACAAAGAUUUAGAAAUUGCUACUAAUAAUUUUUCUGAUCAAAAACUACUUGGCCGUGGCAGCCAUGGUUUAGUCUACAAGGCCCUUCUUAGUAACGGCCGUUUAGUCGCCGUGAAAAAGCCUUCCCAUCAUCAUAACCACCGUCACUCCGCCGUGCCAGAAAGUGAGGUGGAAAAUGAGAUAGAUAUAUUGUCUAAACUGCAUAGUCCAAGGUUAGUUAAUUUAGUUGGUUUUACUAAAACCCCUUUUAAUAAUAGAUUGUUAGUUGUGGAAUUUAUGUGUAAUGGGACUUUAUAUGAUACUUUACAUGGUGGGGCGGGUCCGCCCCCAAAUUGGGGGCGGAGAAUUCGCUUGGCCGUACAGACGGCCAAGGCGAUUGAGACUUUACAUUCAGCCGUGCCCCCAGUGAUUCACCGGGAUAUUAAGUCGGCUAAUGUGCUUAUAGAUAGAAAUAUGAAUGCGCGGUUGGGGGAUUUUGGGUUGGCAUUGCGGUGUCAUGUAGACGAUUUUCGUCUACUAUCGACACCGCCGGCAGGUACGAUGGGGUACCUUGAUCCGGGAUAUGUGACCCCGGAUAAUUUGAGUACUAAAACGGAUGUUUUUAGUUUUGGGAUAUUGCUGUUGGAGAUUAUUAGUGGUAGGAAAGCUAUUGAUGUUAGUUAUUCGCCUCCUUCGAUUGUGGAUUGGGCGAUUCCAUUGAUUAGGAGAGGGAAGCUUUUGAGUGUUUUUGACCCCAGGAUUCCGCCCCCUAAGGAUCCUAUGGUUAGGAAACAAUUGGUGGUGAUUGCUGCGAAAUGUGUUAGGUCUUGUAGGGAAAGGAGGCCAUCGAUGAGUGAGAUUGUGGAGUCGCUUAGUUCAUUGACUAAGUUGGUUCCUUUACGGCCUUGGAAUGGUUUAGGGAACCCGUGUUUGAUGGUUGAGACCGUCGGUAGACCCGUUGAAAUAGUGUCUUCUAGGACAAAGAGUGGCGGCGGUGGUGAUGUGAGGCCCUUGAGUAAUCCUAGAAGGGUUUAUUCGGAUUUAAGGUCUCGAAAUAAUCUGAUGGAUCUUAUGGCGGGACGCGUUGAGAAUGAUAAGGAUGAGACUAUUAAACCAAAGGUUCAUCGGAGGUCGAGAUUAAAAGAUGAGGGUUCUAGUUUAAAUGGCAUUGUUCGUGGAAAUAACUUUGAACGAAAUCGUUCGAUUGGGGAAAGUUCAAGUACGAGUUCAAGAAGAUUUUACUUAGUCGCUCGAUCAGCCUCUUGUGUUCAAACGACUGCGUAAAAUCUUUUUGACAAAAAAGAAUAUCAUUUUGUUUGUUGAUUUUAGGUUAUUACAUUGUUUGGUUAAUUUCAAAUGUAUGUAGCUUAACAGAUUGUUUCUGUUUUUUUUUUUUUCCCUUUUCAUUUUGUAAUUGUCCAUUGUGCAAAGAAAGAGAACAUCUUGUUCGAGAAAAGGUUCAUUGUAAAAAGAUUCAAGAAAACUGAAAAGAGAUCAAUUUAGAAA
Molecule: messenger RNA, 1844 nt
Organism: Erigeron canadensis
Lineage: Eukaryota; Viridiplantae; Streptophyta; Magnoliopsida; Asterales; Asteraceae
Product: serine/threonine-protein kinase-like protein At3g51990
Exons: 1
Coding region: 222-1622 (466 amino acids)
Biological process (GO): protein phosphorylation
Cellular component (GO): plasma membrane
Molecular function (GO): protein kinase activity; ATP binding
Source: RefSeq, a predicted model, not a curated record